GCUACUUAGCACAUAUGGAACGCCGCUUGAUGAACUGUGUAUUCCGUCUAUGUUUUGUCAGCUAAAGUGUGUUUUAUGAGCUCAACUACCAGCCCUGUUAUAGACACGGUGAGAAAGACCUAAGCUACUUCUCUUCCCAUCUUAUCCAGCCUAAACACAGGCGACAAGUGAUCAAUGAAGGCUUUGGUCAGCAAUGGCUGUUGUGUCAUGGAAGGAGAUUUUACUUUUGAGUGGACUGGUGGUGGGGUGUUACUGGAACAGCUUGUCAUGCGGGUUUGUGUUUGAUGAUGUCUCAGCAAUCCUUGACAACAAGGAUCUGCGCCCAUCAACCCCAAUCCGCAACCUUUUUCUCAAUGAUUUCUGGGGAACACCCAUGGCUGAGGAACGGAGCCAUAAAUCUUACAGACCCCUGACAGUACUCACCUUUCGACUGAACUACCUCUUCAGUGAACUCAGCGCAGCUUCCUACCACCUGCUCAAUGUCAUUUUACAUGCUGUCGUAUGUGUGCUUUUCCUGCGAGUGUGCCGAUUGUUCCUGGACAAGACUUCCAGCUUGGUGGCAGCAUUACUGUUUGCUGUGCAUCCCAUUCACACUGAAGCUGUCACUGGUGUGGUUGGCAGAGCUGAACUUCUUUCAUCAAUCUUUCUUCUGGCUGCUUUCCUGGCGUAUACAAAGUCAACUGGACCAGACCAUUCCAUUGUUUGGCCUCCCAUUGCUCUGACAGUAGUUUUAGUGGCAGCGGCAACACUGUGUAAGGAACAGGGAAUCACGGUUGUUGGUGUCUGCUGUGUCUACGAGAUCUUUGUUGCACAGGGGUUUACAUUGCCCAUGCUGGUGGACACGAUAUGGCAAGUUCUACAGGGUAAAGAUGGGUUUCCCUAUGCUGUCCUGCAAACUCUUCUGAAGCUCAUUGUUCUAGUCAUCAGCACCCUGCUGCUCGUUAUUAUCAGGGUCCAAGUCAUUCAGUCCCAGCUUCCUGUCUUCACAAGAUUUGAUAACCCUGCAGCAGUCAGCACUACACCCACCAGACAACUGACUUUCAACUACCUACUUCCUGUAAAUGCAUGGCUCCUACUGAAUCCCUCAGAGCUCUGUUGUGACUGGACUAUGGGCACAAUCCCCCUGGUGGAAUCACUUGUAGAUCUGCGUAACCUGGCUACACUAGUAUUUUACAUUUUUCUAGGACUGCUUGCUUAUCACAGUCUGCGAUACAGACACAGUUCUGCCAAGACAGUCAUCAUGGCCCUGUCUUUGAUUGUCCUGCCUUUUAUUCCAGCAUCCAACCUCUUCUUCCCUGUGGGGUUUGUCGUAGCAGAGAGAGUACUUUAUGUUCCCAGUAUGGGCUUCUGUGUUCUUGUUGCACAUGGAUUCAAGAUGAUCUCACAUAAAGGACAAUUGAAGAAGAUUUCCUGGUUGAUGAUUGGAGUGCUGCUAACUACGUACACAGUGAAAACUUUUCAUAGAAAUUGGGACUGGGAGUCAGAAUAUACUCUCUUUACAUCUGCCUUGAAGGUUAACAAGAACAAUGCCAAGUUGUGGAAUAAUGUUGGCCACGCUUUAGAAAAUCAGAACAAUUAUGCAAAGGCUUUGCGGUAUUUUCUCCAGGCUACUCGAGUCCAACCAGAUGAUAUUGGUGCUCAUAUGAAUGUUGGAAGAACCUACAAGAACUUGAACAAGUCCAAAGAGGCAGAAAAGGCUUACUUGGUUGCCAAAUCCCUCAUGCCGCAGGUUAUUCCUGGUAAGAAGUAUGCGACGCGUGUUGCCCCAAACCAUCUCAAUGUUUACAUAAACCUAGCAAAUCUGAUCCGGGCCAAUGAUUCGCGGCUGGAGGAGGCUGAUCAGCUCUACCGGCAAGCAAUAAGCAUGAGACCAGACUUCAAACAAGCUUACAUCAGCAGAGGAGAACUGCUUCUCAAGAUGAACAAGCUUACAGAAGCCCGGGAUGCCUAUCUCAGAGCCUUGGAGCUUGAUCACACCAAUGCUGACCUGUGGUAUAACCUGGCCAUCGUCUACAUUGAGAUGAAAGACCCAUCUGAAGCCCUGAAGAACUUCAACCAUGCCCUGGAGCUCAACCCACGCCACAAGCUGGCACUCUUUAACUCAGCACUUCUCAUGCAGGAGUCUGGUGAGCCUAAGUUCUGGCCUGAAGCCAAUCGUCGUUUCCUCACCUAUGUGGAGGAGGAGCCUGACGAUGCCAAUGGCUAUUUCAAUCUUGGCAUGCUGGCCAUGGAUGCAAAUGAAAAUGCAGCAGCUGAGCGGUGGAUGCGCAAAGCCAUUGGUCUGCAGGCUGGUUUCCGCAGUGCUCUGUUUAACCUAGCUUUGCUCUACUCUCAAUCAAAACGUGAAGUCGACGCAUUACCUGUGUUGGAUGAGUUGCUACACCACCAUCCAGAGCACAUCAAGGGCCUAAUCCUUAAGGGUGACAUCCUCAUGAAUCACAAGAAGGACACCCGUGGUGCAAAGGCCUGUUUUGAGCGUAUUUUACGCAUGGACCCCACCAAUGUCCAAGGGAAGCACAACUUGUGCGUGGUGUACUUUGAGGAGCGCGACCUGCCACGGGCCGAGCGAUGCCUGGAGGAAACGCUGGCCCUGGCACCAAAUGAGGAGUAUGUGCGUCGCCACUUGAGUAUUGUACGUAGUAAAAUGGCUGCCAUGAGUGCAGCAGGCCAACCACUGUCUUCAGCUACCACUGAGGGAGCAACCACGGAGGGGGUAGCUGCAUCAUCCAAGGAGGAAGUGCUGCAGAGUGUUAAGGAGGGCACGGAAGAGGCUGCUGUGGGUGGAGAGGAAGGGAGGGGUGUUGAUGCAGUUGGAAAGGAGGUUGGGGAUGAGAAGAAUGAGCGGAAAUCCUCUACAGAAAGUGUCAGAGGUGUGGGUGUGGACCAAUCAAAAUCUUUAGAUAAUAGCCAGUCUGACAAGCGGACUAAGGGUAAGUCCACUAAGGACAUUAAAGAUAUAGAGAAAAAAAGAGCAGCUGCCUUGAAGAGACUAGAGGAGAUUGAGCGCAUAUUGAGUGGUGAUUGACAUUGUUGCGAUUUUUAGCUGGACUACUUUUCUAGAGCUCUUUAAUGCUCCAACUAAGACUUCUCCCCUUUAGCAAUGUGUAAUCAUAAUCAAUUAUCACUUUAUUUCUUUGAUUUGUCUGCUUUCACAGGCCACUCAGUAUUGUCUGCUGGUUUAACAUUAAUUAUUUAAGGGAAAUUUUGAUCUGCACAUGAAAUUCACAACAUUAACAGUAAAAUUAAGCACAAAGCAAACUUGGGAUGAUCUAUUUAAAGCUUAUGUAGAUGCCUAUGUGUGCAUAUGUGCUUUUUCUGAAUGUGAUCACAUAUCAUAGAUUGGUAGUAGUUGUUUGUUUUUUUUGUUUUUUUCAUUUGUAAUCAUUGUUUAUCACUGGAUUUCUUUUUUUUUUUUUUUUUUUUUUUUUUGUCUCACCAAGAUGUGAGUCAUUGCGCUAUUGUUUUUAAAAACAGAAUGAUUGUAUCGUGGACAAUUAAGGGAAGUGACAUGUUUGCCAGAUUUCCUCAAAGCAGGAUUAUAUCUGCAGAGUUUGCCCCCUCAAAAUAAACCAUACGGUGAACAAAAUGACUCCAUACUACACUGACAUCAGGCAUAUGUGUAUUCCAUUGCAGCAACAUUUGUUAAUCUUUAUUGAUCUCACUCAGUACUUCCUGCUACUGCAUCAUCAGCCAGUACUCCUUGCAGUCUUUACCUCAAAAUUUCAUUGUGAACCUAUCUAAAGAUAUUUAUCUUAUUCCUUUUGUCACAUUACCCAUCCCUCCCCCUAACAUCUCUACAGCUGGCUCCUAUGCUUCAGACACCAUGGCCCCAUUAGAGAUGUUUUGGAUGUUUGUUUUUUUUUUUGUUUUUUCCCCCCCCCCUCCGUCUUUCCCAGUAAACUCCCAUAGACAUUGCUUUGACGUUGGCGAGACCCAUUUUAUAUGACUGUCAACAGUGACGCACAGUCAUCCUCAGCGUCAUGCGUUCUUCAUUUUCCAAAGGUCCUUUCACAUCAGAAGAAAGGGGGGGGGGGGGAUUUUCAGAGCACAUUUGAAAAUCCAUCCGAAAAUGGAUCUCGACAUACUUCUCUACAGUCAUGAUUUUUAUUUUUUUGUUUUAUCUUGCUGGGACUGAAACAUUAUUGUGGUGUUCAACAUUUUCAAAUUUUGAUAAUAGACCUUGGCUCUUUUUUUGUCAUUACACCACUAUAAAACCCUGUGGCUGAUUGGCUACUGUUCAAGAGGUCUGAUGCUUAAAUCAGUAAUGGUGAGGAAGUGACAAGCUAGAAUACUACCUGGUACUGCAAAUUGUUACUGUCACAGCCAUCUACAGAAGCCGUGAUAGUCAUGAAGAGCAGCCUAUUGACUGCUGUUGUGUCAUCCGUGUACAAUUCAUUGCUCAAAGUAAGCAGAAGUUUUUUUCCUGUGAGGUGACAGCUGUGUCUUCACAGCUCCCAGCAUGAUGUGGUUUCUCUUCACAGUGCCGUAAUUUGUUUCAGCAAAUUGUUUUGCUUGGUACUUUUUUUUUAAUUUUUAUUUUUUUAAUUUCACAUAGGAGAUCUGAUUACUGUAGAUUAGGAGUAUUGUAGUGGUACUACAAAAUCUUGCUAUGCAUUGUGUGACCCUGAAAGUCUAUGUACAUACAUUUACAGGAUAUUGUAUCCAGUGUUAUUUAUUAUUUUGAUAUGCUCUAGAUGUUUUUGUUUACCAGUGGUAAUGGUUUCAUUUCAAGGUGCAUUAUUUAGUCUCUGCAAAUUUGUGUGUAUCGUCACAUGUUUUUUUUUUUUGUUUUUUUUAAAGUCCUGGAUUUCAGUAGAGUUCAUGUCAGUGUUAAACAUGUACGAAAUCAUUCAACUGGCUGUCCAGUUAAACAAGUACAGUUUGGAACAAGGAUGCAUCCAGUUUGCCACGACUUCUGUUUCGCCUCAUCUUGAGUAAUUUUUUUGUAAGAUUUUUUUUUUUGUUUGUUUUGUUUUGGUUUUUUUUUUUUUUUUUUUAUCUAUUGGUGGUGGGGGUGUCGGUUAUUAAAUAAAACGAGCUGAAAACUCUGUGCCUGUUCUUCUGUGUGUGUUACUAACGUACAGUAAAUGUUCUUGAAAUGGAUUGAUCCUACUGAUUUGCUGCAGAAAAUUUCAGUCUUUGAAAAAGGAAGCUAUCACUAGAGGUGCCUUAAACCUGUGUUUCUUCUAAUGGCUAAUGGGGGGGGUG
Molecule: messenger RNA, 5208 nt
Organism: Pelmatolapia mariae (spotted tilapia)
Lineage: Eukaryota; Metazoa; Chordata; Actinopteri; Cichliformes; Cichlidae
Gene: tmtc3
Product: transmembrane O-mannosyltransferase targeting cadherins 3
Exons: 14
Coding region: 194-3025 (943 amino acids)
Biological process (GO): protein O-linked glycosylation via mannose
Cellular component (GO): endoplasmic reticulum
Molecular function (GO): mannosyltransferase activity; protein binding
Source: RefSeq, a predicted model, not a curated record